AUUAAUUCGUUCAGGAACCCGUCAUCUUCUGCUCACGGUCUGGCUUCCAAAAUCCAAAACGCGUUUGUGUCACCUCUCUUGACACAUUCACACGCUUUCCUCCCCCCUCCUUCCUUCCAAGAAAUUUCCUGCCCAUCAUCCUUCACCCACUCCCAACUUUAUAAUACCCCCAUCCUCUCCUCUCCCUGCUCCAAUCCACACCCUAUUCCCACCCCUAUUCCUAAACCAAUCUCGACUGAUACACUGAAUAUUAGUUGAUUAGAGGGAAUUAGUCGCGGAAGAUGGAGGCCAACAACGAGUUCUGGAACUUCAGUGAUCAGAUCCGGCUCCAGACCACCAACUUAUCCAACCUGUCUAUCGGGGAUAGCAUAUGGAGCGACUCGUUUGUGAGAAGAAUCGACGAGCGCCGAAACUUCGAGAACCCCGUAGGGCCUUCCGAUCUCGUCUGGAAGACGGGGUUCGGAAAUCAGAAGCUGGCGUUCGGGAAUAGCACCAACGAGAGGUACAACAACAGCAAUACGGGAAAGAAUAGCGGUGGGAAUAACGGUGGACUGAAGAAUGAGAAUUUUGUAAAUAAUGGUUAUAACAACGGUAUUAAUAACAACGGGGAGAUCAAGAAUUAUUUUAGCAAGGCGAUCGGGAAGUCGGUGAAUAACGGGUAUGGCGGGAGGAAGAAUAAUGGUAAUGACGGAGGGAGUGGGAAGAAGAAGAAGAACAGCAAUUACGGGAAUAACAACGACAAUAACAACAAUAACAAUGGAGCGGUGGAUAAGCGAUUCAAGACGCUGCCGCCGUCGGAGGCCCUGCCGAGGAGUGAAGCGGUCGGGGGUUAUAUCUUUGUCUGCAACAACGAUACCAUGGAGGAGAAUCUCCGAAGGCAGCUUUUUGGCCUGCCGCCAAGGUACAGAGACUCGGUUCGGGCGAUCACACCAGGGCUGCCUCUUUUCCUCUACAACUACUCGACCCAUCAGCUCCAUGGAAUUUUUGAGGCGGCUAGCUUUGGAGGAACCCACAUCGAUCGAACGGCUUGGGAGGACAAGAAAUGCCCUGGGGAAUCCCGUUUCCCUUCUCAGGUGAGGGUGGUGACGAGGAAGGUCUGUGAACCACUGGAAGAGGACGCCUUCCGCCCAAUCCUUCAUCACUACGAUGGCCCCAAGUUUCGUCUGGAGCUCAAUAUCCCUGAGGCUCUGGCCCUCCUUGAUAUAUUUGCGGAAAACAAUGCUUGAGAUGGAGUUGGCCUCUUCCUGUAUAACCACUACUAGUAAUUCAGAGCAUUCGACAGGCAUAUCUAUAUAUAAAUAUAUCUGUUCUUCGUACUACUUACUGAAUAAGUUUGUCUCUCCUGGGGAGAAAUUUUGGUGGGCUAUGUGAUCCAGGAGAUGAAGGGUGGGGUGAUGAACCCUGAUGUUCGGUACUUAACUCCAGUUUUGUAAAAAGUUUCUCGAGGCAGACUUUUGUCAUGUAAAUAAGUUAUAUAUGAAAGAUUAUCUUUUUCAUGCAAAUAAUAGUAUUUGAUGGCAUCUUUUGUUUG
Molecule: messenger RNA, 1531 nt
Organism: Phoenix dactylifera (date palm)
Lineage: Eukaryota; Viridiplantae; Streptophyta; Magnoliopsida; Arecales; Arecaceae
Product: DCD domain-containing protein NRP-B-like
Biological process (GO): response to endoplasmic reticulum stress
Source: RefSeq, a predicted model, not a curated record